AAACAACAUCCGGACAGACUUUUGUUCCUACCCGAGAAACAAAACGUGGUGCACCGCCGACGCUAACGUUUUGUAGCUUCGCUUCACUGCUGUAGCAUCUCCCCGUGCCAAUGGUCUGACAUAAGCCAUCAGAGAUGCUGUUAAAAGAUCUUCCCAGAGAGGCCCUGAUGCGGCCGUUGUCCCGGAAUGAAGUGGUGGGUAUGUUGGUGAGGCUGACCAUCUUUGGUGCUGCCACAUACUACAGCAUCAAAUGGGUUGUUGACGCCAUGGAUCCUACUGCCAAACAGAAAAACCAAGCCAAGAAAAGGGCAGAACAGCUGAUGAAGAGGAUUGGUGUCGAGGGGAUCAAACUAACAGAGUAUGAAAUGAAUAUUGCAUCUCACCUUGUUGAUCCACAAACUAUGAAGGUGUCUUGGCGAGAUAUAGCAGGUCUGGACGAGGUUAUCAAUGAACUGCAGGACACGGUCAUCCUUCCCUUUCAGAAAAGACAUCUUUUAACUGGAUCCAAACUCUUUCAGCCUCCUAGAGGUGUUUUAUUAUUUGGUCCUCCGGGAUGUGGAAAGACCAUGAUCGCCAAGGCAACAGCCAAAGCCUCGGGGUGCAAGUUCAUUAACCUUCAGGCCUCAACUCUGACAGACAUGUGGUAUGGAGAAUCCCAGAAGCUGACUGCUGCUGUGUUUUCACUGGCUGUCAAAAUCCAUCCCUGUAUCAUCUUCAUUGAUGAAAUUGAGUCAUUUCUGAGGAAUCGUUCCAGCCUCGACCACGAGGCCACGGCCAUGAUGAAGGCACAGUUCAUGAGCCUGUGGGAUGGCCUGGACACGUCCGCUACCACCCAGGUGAUGGUGAUGGGAGCUACUAACAGGCCGCAGGAUGUGGACCCGGCCAUACUGCGCAGGAUGCCCACCACUUUUCAUGUUGGCCUGCCCGUGAGUUUCAAACACCAGCACAACGUUCACCUCUGCAAACCAAAUUGUCAAACACAAAUCAUAUAUAGUAUGUAAUAAAUGUGGAAAACUCAUAUUUACUACCAUUAAGAG
Molecule: messenger RNA, 1037 nt
Organism: Solea solea (common sole)
Lineage: Eukaryota; Metazoa; Chordata; Actinopteri; Pleuronectiformes; Soleidae
Gene: atad1a
Product: ATPase family AAA domain containing 1a
Exons: 7
Coding region: 135-1001 (288 amino acids)
Cellular component (GO): mitochondrial outer membrane
Molecular function (GO): ATP hydrolysis activity; ATP binding
Source: RefSeq, a predicted model, not a curated record